UGUUUGAUCCGGUCCAAUUAGAAAUCACAUGCCCAUCUCAGCCGGAAGAUCGUACGCUAUAUUGCUCUCUCCAUUUCAGCUCCCUUAGGUCGGACUCAGUCUACACCAGGCAGUUCGUCUAGUAUCCUGAGGUUAGUUGAUUAUUAGAAAAACCCUACACCCUAAGCUCCACUUCCUCAUCACUUCUUCCUUCUCUACUCUCCAAACAGUGCUCAGUGUGAGAUUCCAUUGGUUGAUCACUAAAAUCAGCAGCAAGGAUGUCUUCUAUGCUCCAACCACAAAUUAUAUUGCUCAAGGAAGGGACUGAUACUUCUCAAGGGAAGGCACAAUUAGUAAGCAACAUAAAUGCAUGUACGGCUGUGGCCGAUGUAGUGAGAACUACCCUUGGCCCUAGGGGUAUGGACAAGUUGAUCCAUGAUGAUAAAGGAAAUACCACCAUCUCAAAUGAUGGUGCUACUAUAAUGAAGCUUCUUGAUAUUGUUCACCCUGCUGCAAAAAUACUUGUUGACAUUGCCAAAUCUCAGGAUUCUGAGGUUGGGGAUGGAACAACUACGGUUGUAUUGCUUGCUGGAGAAUUUCUGAAGGAAGCCAAGCCUUUCAUUGAAGAUGGAGUUCACCCUCAAAAUCUGAUACGUAGUUACAGAACUGCUUGCAAUUUGGCUACUGAGAAAGUAAAAGAGUUGGCUACUAGCAUAGAGGGAAAGAGUAUGGAUGAGAAGAAAAUUUUGCUAGCUAAAUGUGCUGCUACAACAUUGUCAUCAAAACUCAUUGGCGGGGAAAAAGAGUUUUUUGCAUCCAUGGUUGUUGAUGCUGUUGUUGCAAUCGGAAAUGAAGACAGGCUGAAUAUGAUUGGAAUAAAAAAGGUUCCUGGGGGUACAAUGCGGGAUUCGUUCCUUGUAAAUGGUGUCGCAUUCAAGAAGACAUUUUCCUAUGCUGGUUUUGAACAACAGCCUAAGAAAUUUGUAAAUCCCAAAAUACUUUUACUCAACAUAGAGCUGGAGCUGAAAUCAGAGAAAGAAAACGCCGAGAUAAGGCUUUCAGAUCCAUCGCAGUAUCAAUCAAUUGUUGAUGCAGAAUGGAAUAUCAUUUAUGACAAGUUGGAUAAAUGUGUCAAGAGUGGGGCUAAAGUGGUUUUGUCUAGACUUGCUAUUGGUGAUCUGGCAACACAGUACUUUGCAGAUCGGGAUAUAUUCUGUGCCGGCCGUGUAACUGAGGAGGAUCUGCAGAGGGUGGCAGCUGCUUCAGGGGGGACAGUGCAGACAACUGUGAACAACAUUAUUGAUGAGGUUCUUGGAUCAUGUGAGAGCUUUGAGGAGAAGCAAGUAGGAAAUGAGCGGUUCAACAUCUUCAGUGGAUGCCCAUCUGGCAAGACAGCCACCAUUGUUCUUCGUGGUGGAGCAGAUCAGUUCAUUGAAGAAGCUGAGAGAAGUUUGCAUGAUGCAAUUAUGAUUGUUAGAAGAGCUAUGAAAAACUCUACUGUUGUAGCUGGUGGAGGUGCAAUAGAUAUGGAGAUUAGCCGAUAUCUAAGGCAACAUGCACGCACAAUAAAGGGGAAAUCACAACUCUUUAUAAACUCAUAUGCCAAAGCUCUUGAGAUUAUUCCACGCCAACUCUGUGACAAUGCUGGUUUUGAUGCAACUGAUGUGCUGAACAAACUUAGACAAAAACAUGCCCUCCAAUCAGGUGAGGGUGCACCUUAUGGAGUGGACAUCAAUACUGGCGGAAUAGCCGAUUCCUUUGCUAAUUUUGUAUGGGAACCAUCUGUUGUGAAGAUAAAUGCCAUAAAUGCAGCUACUGAAGCAGCUUGCCUUAUUUUAAGUGUGGAUGAAACAGUGAAGAACCCCAAGUCCGAGAGUGCCCAAGGAGAAGCUGCUGGAGGUGCAAUGGGUGGAAGAGGGCGUGGGUUUGCACCGCGUGGUCGUGGCAUGAGGAGGCGAUAGGGAUUGUCCGGUUUUGAGUCAUUUCUUGUGUCAACUAAUUUUCUUAGUUACCUCCACCCCCACCUAAUCAUCUACCAAUUCCGCUGGAAUUUCCAUUUUGAGAAUCAAGAAAAGUUGAAGGAGAACGGAAACGGAGAUGAUGUUUUUGAGUUGGUUCAAUUGAUGGUGUGAUUGUAUGUCUGUUGGGGAAAGUGACCCUUAGUGGCACCCUGUUUGAUUUUUUCUCGUUUGGAUCAGAAUAUUGGAUAUGAUGUGCAGAAAUGUAUUUUCACAUUGUCUUGCCCGUUCUAGGUUCUUUUAUUGGACGUGAAAUGAGUCUCUUUAAGAAAUGGCGCAAAAGUUGAAGGGAAACAAAAACUUGG
This is a messenger RNA of Cuscuta epithymum, 2302 nucleotides long. NCBI's taxonomy places the organism in Eukaryota, Viridiplantae, Streptophyta, Magnoliopsida, Solanales, Convolvulaceae. The record is from the annotation of a GenBank genome assembly.